Molecule: messenger RNA, 1335 nt
Organism: Medicago truncatula (barrel medic)
Lineage: Eukaryota; Viridiplantae; Streptophyta; Magnoliopsida; Fabales; Fabaceae
Product: disease resistance protein RPV1
Exons: 4
Coding region: 1-1335 (444 amino acids)
Biological process (GO): defense response; signal transduction
Molecular function (GO): ADP binding
Source: RefSeq, a predicted model, not a curated record
AUGUCGGGGAAGUUUGGGAACAAGACAAUGGCCAAGUUUCUUUACAACAACAGCUUGUUUAAUGUUUAUGUUAUCGGCGGCAACAGAAGAGUAAUGAUAAAUUCAGUUGAAUUGGGAAAAAGGAUGUUGCAAGGGAUGCUUCCCCGGAGGAAAAUGUUUCUUGUGUUGGACGAUGUGAAUAAACUGAACCAGUUGGAUGCUUUGUGCAUAAGUCGUAGAUUUGUCAAGGAAGUGCUUCAGGUGGAUCAUGUGUAUACAAUGAAUUCAAUGGAUGAGAGUGAAUCUCUUGAACUUUUUAGUUGGUAUGCAUUCAAGCAACCAAUUCCAAGAGAAGGUUUUGCUCACAGUUCCAAAUGUGUUGUUGAGUAUUGUAGAAGAAUACCAUUACUUCUUGAAAUCAUCGGGUCCUUUUUGUCCAAUCCAAGUAGAAGAGUGUGGGGUACGGUUCGGCAUAAACUAGUAAAUUGCGAGGGGAUAACGAAGAUACUGAGAAUAAGUGUUGAUGAUUUAAGCGAUGAUGGUGUUAGAGAAAUAUUUCUUGCGAUAGCUUUAAACUUAGUUGGGAUGGAUCGGGAUGAAGUAAUUCAGAAAUUAAAAGACCGUGGACAUUCUUCAGAAAAUGGAAUAGAUGUCCUUGUACAACGAAGACUUGUAACCGUAGAUAGCAAGAACAGGAUUAGAAUGCAUGGUUUAGUACAAGAUUGCGGAAGAGAAAUUAUAAGGGAAAAUUCAACGGGUAUGCCUGAGGAAAAUGGAAUGCAUGUCCUUGUACAACCAAGAUUUGCAACUAUAGAUAGCAAUGGGAUUGGAUUGCGUGGUUUAGUACAAGAUCGCAGAAGAGAAAUUAUAAGGGAAAAUUUAAGGGGUAUUUCUGAGGAAAGGAUCUAUGAUGUGUUCUUGAGUUUCAGAGGGGAAGAUACUCGUGCAAGAUUCAUUUCACAUCUCUAUACCUCUCUUCAAAAUGCUAGAAUUAAUGUUUUUAGAGACGAUAAUGAGAUUCAGCGAGGUGAUCAGAUCUCGGUCUCACUGUUGCGAGCAAUUGGGCAGUCUAGAAUUUCUAUUAUUGUAUUGUCUAGUAAUUAUGCAAAUUCAAGAUGGUGUAUGCAAGAGUUGGAGCAAAUCAUGGAAUGUGGAAGAAGCAGGGAUCUGGUGGUUAUACCAGUGUUCUAUGAGGUAAAUCCCUCAGAAGUACGACAUCAAACCGGCAAAUUCGGAGAUGGUUUUGAAAAACUCGUCUCAGGAAUCUCAGUGGAUGAAGAUGAGAAGAUGAAUUGGAAAACAGCGCUCCUUGAAAUCAGUGGCAUAGCAGGGUUUGUCCUCAUAAAUUCCAGGUGA